AUGGGAAAUAAUUUUUGCUAUUCUAAAAGUGGGAUGCAAUCUACAAUGUCUCAAUUAUUAUGUUAAUAGAGACUUAAUGGAUGUGAUGUCAUUUUAACCGCAGGAAAUAUAGAGAAGGAGUAAGUAGAUUGUAUAGUUUAACCAACUGAUGAAUAAUUUUCAAAUGUUCCCUAAACUGAUAAACCCACCUUUAUACCAACGAAUGGGAACUGCAUUUUUGUGGGAUCGACCAAAAAGAACAAAAAAAAUUAUAUUUUGGCUGUUGUUCAAGAAACUAAUGAAAUAAGUAUCUAAGAUUAACAAGAUGAAGAGAGACAAUUAAUUUAUGAAACCAUUCAAAAUUGUUUGAAAAUGGUAUCCAUUCAUCUAAAUUAGGCAAAUGCCAGACAAAUGAGAUCUGUAGCAUUUCCUGUAUUCUAAUAAAAGGAUCACACAACAUCAGCAACAAUAAUGAUUAUGGCUAUCAAAUUAUUUAUCAAUGAACAGAAAUCAGAUUCAGUCAACAAAAUUUUUAUUACAUUAAAUCAAAUAGAAUAGGUGAGCACUUUUAAAUGGGUAUUUUAGUAAGUGUUCGAACAGCUAGAUUAAAUAAAAUCUAAAUCAUACUCCAGUUCAAUCAAUACUACGUUUAUGGACGAAUAUAAGUCGAUUAGGCAGAUCCAAUAAUAAACAGUCAAAGAAGGUACUCCUUGA
Molecule: messenger RNA, 693 nt
Organism: Paramecium tetraurelia
Lineage: Eukaryota; Ciliophora; Oligohymenophorea; Peniculida; Parameciidae
Exons: 3
Source: RefSeq, a predicted model, not a curated record